Miscanthus lutarioriparius is the source of this 1047-nucleotide messenger RNA. The record is from the annotation of a GenBank genome assembly. Lineage: Eukaryota; Viridiplantae; Streptophyta; Magnoliopsida; Poales; Poaceae.
AUGUCGCGGCCGCCGUCGCCGAUGCUCUCCGUCCCGGAGAAGAAAACCGCCGCCGCCGAGCUCUUCCGCGACCACCACUUCUUCGGCGCCGCGUCCUUCUCCGACAUCCGCGACGCCCGCGCCGCGGUCGCCGUCCCGAACCCGCAGGCCCAGCCACCCGCCUCCCGCCGCGCCCUCCUCCUCCGCUACCACCGGCUCCUCUUCUCCGCGCGCGACGACCCCUGCGCCUUCGACGAGACGUUGUCCUUCACCUGGAACGACGCCUUCCGCCCCCACCUGAAGCACGCGGCCGCCUCCCUCCGCUUCGAGAAGGCCGCCCUCGUGUUCAACGUCGGCGCGGCCGCCUCGAGGAUCGCGGCGGCCGUGAGCCGCGCCACGGAGGAAGGGGUGAGGGCGGCGUGCGGGGAGUUCCAGCGCGCCGCCGGGGCGUUCCGCGCGGUGGGGGAGAUGAUGGAGGAGGAAGAGGUGACGACGGUGGAUAUGAGUUCUCAGGCCUCGGCGAUGCUGGAGCGGCUCAUGCUCGCGCAGGCGCAGGAGUGCUGUUUCGAGCGCGCUCUCGCCGCGGGGAAAUCACCGCCGGUGUGCUCCAAAGUGGCUAGGCAGGCUGCCCUGUACUAUGAAGAAGCUUAUGCUGCACUAGUUGCUCCUCCGCUGCAGAACCACUUUGAAAGAUCAUGGGUAUCCCAUAUCCAAUUGAAGGCUGCUCUGUUCAAUGCAGAAGCUUGCUAUAGGUACAGUAUUGAACUCCAUGGGAAGACAGAAAUUGGUGAGGAGAUAUCUCGAUUGCAGGUCGGAAUUAAGGCACUUGUGGAUGCAAAGCGAACUGCAAGAGGAGCUCCUGGACCCCUGUAUGACUAUGCUUUCAGACUAGAACGAGAUAUGAACAAGAGCAUGGAGACAGCGAAAGAGGAGAAUUAUCGCGUAUAUCUUUUUCGCAUUCCGGCUGCUGAAUCAUUGGCCUCUCUGCCAGCAGCUUCACUCGUCCGUUCUGCAUCCUUGAGUGAGAUCUUAGAUCCAAAGACUGAAUACAGCACUCAAUCUCCAUAA